Amborella trichopoda is the source of this 2381-nucleotide messenger RNA. Its product is annotated as pollen receptor-like kinase 3. The record is from RefSeq and is a predicted model, not a curated record. Gene Ontology annotation, molecular function: protein binding; protein kinase activity; ATP binding. NCBI's taxonomy places the organism in Eukaryota, Viridiplantae, Streptophyta, Magnoliopsida, Amborellales, Amborellaceae. Gene Ontology annotation, biological process: protein phosphorylation.
AAUUACAAAACUUUAAUCGCACUGAUUAUCCGGGUGACCGCUCAUUCUAAUGAACCGGUCAACCGAAAUUCUGACCUUCUUUCCCGUUUUUCUUUGUCAUCUCAACCACCCCAUCACCAAAAUCAUGCAGAAAAAACUCUACCAAGAGCAGCGGCCCCUCUCCUCCCUAUUCCCCACUUCACCAUGGCCGCUGCUCUUCUUUUUCGGCAGAAAAACGGCAUUUUCCGACAUAUUUCCAGCUUAUUUUUCCUCUCCCUACUGUUUUCCGGUGCUCUUUCAUUGUCGGAAGCCGAAGCUCUCCUCAAAUUUAAAAAGUCUAUCGAGGAUCCUCUUGGGGCCUUGAGCUCUUGGGCCCCGAAUAGCAGCGAUCCUUGCUCUCGAAACGGUACAUGGGUUGGGGUUGUCUGCUACAGUGGGAUCGUCAGUGGCAUUCGCCUCGGUAACCUUAGCCUUGCUGGGGAAAUUGAUGUUUCUGCCCUUGCCGGUCUCCAUGGCCUUCGAAGUGUGAGUUUGGUGAGGAACCUGCUCUCGGGGCCUAUGCCGGCCUUUGACAAGCUGGGGGCCUUGAAAUCCCUCUACUUGUCGAGGAAUCAGUUCACAGGAGAAAUUCGUACGGCUUUCUUCUCCAAUAUGAAUUCCCUGAAGAAGGUAUGGCUCGACGGGAACGAGUUCUCUGGCGAGAUCCCGACAUCUCUUGGAUCUCUAAACCACUUGCUCGAGCUCCACCUUGAAGGCAAUCAGUUUUCCGGUACGAUUCCGACGAUGAACCAGACGGGCCUCAAGUCCUUCAACGUCUCGGAGAACCUCCUCCAGGGGCAAGUACCUGCCAAUCUAGCCAAAUUUGGGAUGGGAGCCUUUGCCGGAAAUGUAAAGUUGUGCGGUGGCCCUCUCGAUGAAGUCUGUGCAGAGAUGGAGUCGGAGGCAGCAGAAUCGAGUGAUUUAGGUCACCAGCGCACGAUGAUGGUAGUCGUAGGAUUGGCAUUGCUGAUAGUGAUGGUGGGGGUGAUAGCUCUUCGAAGGGUGUCUAAAGGACAGCCAGGACAUAUACCCAGAGGAAUGGAGUCAUUGGGUGGAAAGGAGAGGAAGGCGGAGCCGAGGGCUGCCGCGCCACCAGGAGGGGGAGCGUCUCUCGUGUUUGUCAACGGAGAGAAGGAGGCAUUCAGGAUGACAGAUUUGAUGAAGGCGGCGGCCGAAAUCCUAGGAACUGGGAGUUUCGGAUCGUCGUACAAGGCCGUGAUGGGAACAGGGAAAGUGGUGGUGGUGAAGAGGCUGAGGGAGAUGGAGGGAGCAGGGCAGGAUGGGUUUGAGGCAGAGAUGCGGCGGCUCGGCCGGCUGCGCCACCGGAAUAUCAUGGCGCCCCUGGCGUAUCACUACAGGAUGGAGGAGAAGCUCUUGGUGUACGACUAUGUGGGCAACGGGAGCUUGCUAUACAUUCUCCACGGAGAUCGAGGGCCCGGCAAGGCUUCGUUGGAUUGGCCGACACGCCUGAAAAUCAUCCGAGGGAUCGCUCGAGGAAUGUCUUACCUCCACAGAGAGCUCAUUUCCUCUGAUGUCCCCCAUGGCCACCUCAAGUCCUCCAACAUCCUCAUCGACUCAGAGGCUGAGCCACUCCUCACGGACUUUGGGUUUGCACCGCUCGCGGACCCUAAUCUCGCAGUUCAGGCCCUUGCCGCAUACAGGUCCCCAGAAUUCAUCGAACUCCGGCAAGUAUCACCCAAAUCAGACAUCUGGGCCUUUGGCAUCGUGAUUCUGGAGGUCCUAACGGGGAAGUUCCCCUCGCAGUAUUUGAAUUCUGGGAAGGGGGGAACCGACCUCCCCUGGUGGGUGAGCUCCGCUGUGUCUGAGAACAAGGCUAUGGAGGUCAUUGAUCCUGAUAUCCUCAGUAGUAGUUCGAGGGGGUCAUCGAGAGAGAUGGUGAGGGUCUUACACAUUGGUUUGGCAUGCACAGAGCCCAACCCGGAGGAUAGGCCGGACAUGUGGGAGGUGGAGCGGAGGAUAGAGGAGAUAAGGGAGGAUGGUGAGUCUAGUGGCAGUGGCCACUCGCGCCGCCAGAUCUCUGCGCGCCGCAACCAUAACGAGUGGCGCCAACAAGAAAAUGCUGGCUUUGGCAUCUCCUAAAUUUCACGAUUCUUUCUUUCCAUUCAUUCAUUCUUUCUUUCUUUGAUGAAGUUCGUGGUGGAUGGCAAAUUUUCCUUCCUUGCAAGCUCAUGUGAGUGAGUUAGGGGGCGUAUGCAACCGUGUACACAGACAGGAAGGGCCACGAGACAUUGUAACAUAGCAGGCUUGUCACCUGCCACACUCAGGAACACCCAAGCAUUCAUUCAUCUUACAUACUUAGGAUCUCUCUCGUGGUAAAUUCAUCGUCCGAUUGUUUAUUGUCA